AUGUGCAGUCAGUGUACCGCAAAUUCCUUGGAAAGAGAUAAGCAAAAAGAUAUGCAGUCUUUCCUAACCUGGUUCCAAGAAAAUCUGGUCCAGACUUUGGAGACUAUUAAGGAGUCUAAAAAGGUGGAAUCCCCGAUACAACAAAGGAUCAAGAAAAGAAGAAGGUCGCCGUCUGUAUCUGAAAGCUCAUCUGGGGAAUAUAUUUCCUCGAUUGAUUCAGAUGAUUCAGGAUCCUCUUCAAGUGAACCGGUUGGGUUUCCUUCAGAUGAAAUUCGAAAAUUUAUAAAGGAAGUAAACCUAACAAUCCUACCUUAG
Messenger RNA from Pelobates cultripes (western spadefoot toad), 315 nucleotides. Lineage: Eukaryota; Metazoa; Chordata; Amphibia; Anura; Pelobatidae. The record is from the annotation of a GenBank genome assembly.